Messenger RNA from Oikopleura dioica, 792 nucleotides. The record is from the annotation of a GenBank genome assembly. NCBI's taxonomy places the organism in Eukaryota, Metazoa, Chordata, Appendicularia, Copelata, Oikopleuridae.
AUGACCGUCUCGUACUUUUUCUUCAUCUUCGUCUAUGAUGUCCAAAAGAUCAUCCAAUCCAUAUUCUCAAAAGAAUACAACAGCGGAUCGAACUACAAGCGGCUCGACAGAAGAUCCACAGUCAAAAUAAACAACUCGGUCGGACUUGGUGCAAACGUCACCGAUAGAAAACCAAGAAGAAGAAUUGCAAAAGAAAACACUUCUGGAUUGAAAGCUCAGGACUGGAAAUUGAUUGAUACCGAUGCUUGGGUGAUUCUUCUGACGACAUCUUUUGAAUGCUUUAUUGAAGGAAUGGCCUUUACGCUGACAUUACAGGACGAUAUUGGGGCUGGCUUUUCAGUUUUAUUUGCGAUGCUAUUAAAGAUGAUCCCACAAAAACUCGGCAACGCCGUGAUUUUAAUGCAGUCUGGUCUGUCUCAUUUCUGGGAAAGUGUUCUUGUACUAACUUCAGUAUCGGCGAUAUACCCAGGUGUUUGUAUCGCGAUGCUUCUCAGAAAUAUGCACAUAAAAGCAGCUGUAAAAGCGAAGUUCUUCGCUGCUCUCACUGGGAUGUUUCUGUACAUUUCACUAGCCAGAAUGUUUCCAGCCAUGCAGGAACUCGUGGAUGCACCGCCAAAAGAAAGCCGAGUCUCGGCAAAAGCAUAUCAUCAACUAGCAAAACGCAAAGUAUACUGGCGUCUAUUUAUUGCUAACGUUGGAUUUGUCAGUGCUUUCUGCAUUCUAGCACCUCUUAUUUAUUAUGAAAACAGCAUCCAAGAAAAAAUAGAAGAAAUCAUCUGCGGUGAAAAUUAG